Symbiodinium sp. CCMP2592 is the source of this 3492-nucleotide messenger RNA. Lineage: Eukaryota; Dinophyceae; Suessiales; Symbiodiniaceae. The record is from the annotation of a GenBank genome assembly.
AUGGGAAGGGAGGAUGAGCAGGACGCCCUGGCACAGCUUGUGCAGCUCGUGCUGGACCGCACGGACGAGAGACCGGCUGUGCUGCAUCGUGCGGAGUUCCUAAGCCUCGCAGAGCUCGAAGAGUGUGUGGCGGCGCUCUCCGUGUACCUUGGGGACUUGGAAUCAUUCUCUGGAUUCCUGGGGAUUUGCGUUCACCGCAGCUUCGCUUUGGUGGUGUCCUUACUGGCUUGCCUUCUGAACAAGAAGGCCUUCAUUUGCCUGGACCCGGCAUUUCCAGCAAAGAGGCUAGGCUUCAUCCUGGACGACUCCGGGCCAGGGGCUUUGUUGCUGGAUGAGGCAACAGUCCACCAACAUCCCCACCUUCCCUGCUUUUGCCGUCACUUCCUCCUGCUGGACCGACGAGGGCAGGUGUGUCAGACUGGUACGCAGCCACAGAAACCAGGAGGUGAAGAAAUCCCAAGCGGAGUCGCAUAUGCGAUCUACACAAGUGGCAGCACAGGCCAGCCCAAGGGCGUGGUGGUCUCGCGGCCCAACUUGCACAACUUGCUCUCCUUCUUCUUGGAGCUUCUUGGCCCCCGACUCGAAGGCUUCGUUUGGGUGGCCGUGACGACUUUCUGCUUUGAUAUCGCCCUUCUUGAGCUGCUCCUUCCCCUGAUGUGCAGCUGCAUGUUGGAUGUCGUGGGAGCGGAGAUCUCCAAACAGGGGCCCGAGCUGAAAGCUCGUCUUGCCAAGUAUCCCAGGUUGGCUUUCCAGGCCACGCCCAGCAGCUACAACCUCCUCAGGUCAUGUGGCUGGGCUCCUCCUGCAGGAGCUGUGCUGCUCUGCGGAGGCGAGCCCUUCCCUGCGUGGCUCAGCGAGUACGGCAGCGACGUCUACCUCCACAACGUGUAUGGUCCCACAGAAACGACAAUUUGGUCGACGGCGGAGCAUGUCGACGCGCCGGCCACUGGUGCUUCGGUUUCUAUCGGGCCUCCCAUCCGUGAUACGACCCUGCGGCUGUGCAGCGAGCGAGCUGAGCGAGUCGAGAAGUUUGAGUCCGGAGAAAUCAUCAUAGGAGGCGCUGGCGUGAGCCUGGGGUACUGGAAAAGGGAGCUCUUGACCCUCGAGCGCUUUACACCGUCUCUCAGCGGCGGCAAGGAGUUCCGCACAGGAGACUUGGGACGCAGGGAUGACAGUGGAAAGACCUACUGCCUGGGUAGGAUAGAUGAACAGGUCAAGGUCAAUGGCUUCCGCUUGGAGCUGUGCGAAGUAGAUGCUGCUUUGCGCGGCUUUCCCGAAGUCAAGUUCGGCGCCUGUGACGUGAGGCGGAACAGGCUCGACCAACCCGUCCUUGUGGCUUACGUGGUCUGGCGGGAAGGCGAAGGUAUGGACAGGCGAGGUCGACUUCAUGCCCAUCUUCGACAACAUCUUCCGGAGUAUAUGUGGCCGCAGAAGACACUCGCUAUGGACAAGCUGCCCUUGACUUUGAAUGGCAAGCUGGAGCGAAAGCGUUUGCCCGAUCCUUGGCAACUCCAGGGUGAGCUGGUGCAGGACAAAGAGGAACACGAGCCGGCGAAGCCAUCGGAAGUGUGUGCAACAAGUAUGCCUACUGCCGACGCUUUGCGAUUCCUCGUGUUGCAGGUCAUUGAGGAGCUGAUCGAGGGCACGCUCCCGUGUGUCAUGCACCAGACGACAGAGGAGAGUGACAGAGGCCACCCUGGAGCCGCGGCUGAGGGAAGCACGGGAAGCCUGCAACGACUUCCAGGUGACAACUCAGUCCGAGACCAAUCGACUUCGCCCGAUCAUGGAGUUGAUAGUGGACCGCCUCGACCGGGCGAGUAUCGCGCAUAUGCGAGGUCGUCAGGAGAGGAGUGGCGGCACCUGGGUCUGACUUCAUCCAUGGCUGCGGCCUUCGGCAUUGCACUGGGGAGGAGCCUAAGCCUGCAGUGGCCGCAGAGACGCUGGCCGGCGCUGGGUGCCGCGACCAUGUUCGAGUGCGGCACGGUCUCUCGCCUGGUGGCCAAGCUGCUCCAGGACGAGGCCGUGGCCGUGGAGGCGACCGAAGCGGCUCCGGCCUCUGUCGGACGCCAGGGCGGCGCUGCGCGGCACGUGGCCUCCCUCGGCAGCCUUUGCAUGACGGCCCAGGCGCAGGUCUCUAAAUCUUUGAGGCGAUGGCCGGGACCUUUUGACUGGGUUUUCUCUGCACCUGAGAUGGUCACCCACUGCCUCAAGGAUGACGGUUUUGCAGCCUUCCUUGAUCCGUCGUGCUAUGUUGCAACUGCGUGCAAGAAGGCAGGCCACAAUAUUUACUCGCCCAUGUUGCAUCGGGAUGUGAUCUUCAAUCACCACAACCCAAUGAUCCCUGCCGACUACGAGUUCCUCCAGUCUUGUGUGCUCUCCUUCCAGCAUUUGCUCAAGGGCUGGACGGCAACACCUGUCGACAUCUCGCAGGAGGACUUCGUGCUCUUUCUCCUUUUCAACCUGGAGCGGCGAGUGGAGUUGAAGGAUGCAGCAGUGCUGGAGCUCUUCGAAGAACUCCUAAGGCAGUCGCAGCUGCCCUUCCGGCUGCUCGUAGUGAAGGUUGUGACGAAAGCUGCGGAUGCACCUCAGGAAUCCCUCUUGAUGCAGCGCUCUGUGGAAGCGGCCGGGGCCGGACAGAAAUCCAAAGUGCAGGAGCUCUAUGUGCACGAGCUGCAAUGCCAAGGCAGCCAUGAUGGCUGGCGCUUCAGCGACGAUGCGGACUUCCACGCGCUCGACAGAAUCAUCCGCAGCCACUGUCCGGAAUUCAAGCUCUUUGCCGGUGCGCCGACGAUUGCUUUGCUUCCCUGCAGUUCCGAGGGCUGCCAGUACCUCUGCACCUGGCUUGCAGGCCACUGCUGCCACCGCUGCUCUAGCAAAGCUGGCUGGCACGGCCCUCGUUGCGACCGUCACGGCUUAGACCAGGACCAGGAGGGGUCGGUCGAGCCUGUAACAGGCUACAAACCUUCCGGGCAGCUCCGAGAGGGCCACCCGGGCAGCAUUUCAAGGGCGGAGCGAUUUCGCAGCUCCCUUAGUCAGGCCCAAACACAGGGCCAGGGCGGACAGCGCCCGUCACUGUCGUUGCAGACUUCGGCCCUCCGCCGGCUACAGCGCUGCCUCAGAGCCACCGAAGCCGAGACUGACGAGACUCGUCUCUGCGAGAGCUGCGAGAGCUUCGAGGCUUUGGGGCAUCCGAUCCAUGAGGGGCCAAGCUGGAAGCUAUGGUGUCCUUUGGAAGCUAACCUUUGCACUUCUUUGAAGCUCCUGAAAGAGCGAUUUUCAGAUGCCAGGGCGCUGCUGCUUGGCCCCACGAGGGCCUUCGAAGCCCUGCCCGACCUCACAGGUGCUGGCUUCCAGGAGGUGUGCCGCUUCAAGCAGAACACGGACCUCUUCGCAGUUACAGCCGGGGACAACGGGCCGGUAGAGAAGCUUCCAAGGACACCGGAGGAGUUCGUGGUGCUGGCCAGAGAUGCGAUACAGACAGUGCAAUCCUGA